Molecule: messenger RNA, 1041 nt
Organism: Amphiprion ocellaris (clown anemonefish)
Lineage: Eukaryota; Metazoa; Chordata; Actinopteri; Pomacentridae
Gene: il17a/f3
Product: interleukin 17a/f3
Exons: 4
Coding region: 154-642 (162 amino acids)
Biological process (GO): inflammatory response
Cellular component (GO): extracellular region
Molecular function (GO): cytokine activity
Source: RefSeq, a predicted model, not a curated record
GAGUAUCUUAAAAAUCAGUGACAGUCAGAGCGGAAACACACACCAACACAGUCUGGCUGUAUAUAAACACAGCUAGAUGUAGACAUAACAGGACGGCAAAGGAGCUGCUCACAGUGAAGGCUGGGUUUAACGCUCUGAGCUGAGGAGACGGUCAUGCUGCUGGUCUUUAGAGCUCUGCUGCUUCUGGGUUUGGUGUCUCUGCUCCAUUCCACCAGGAGAGGCCAUGCGGUGUCGGUGGUUUUGGAUCAGGGAGGAGGACCGAGGGGCCAGACUGUCAGACUGGUCCUGGACCCAUCAGUACUGGGGAGGUCUACCAGCAUCCCUGGAUCCUCCAUCGCCAACAUGUCGCUGUCUCCAUGGACAUACAGAGACUCCUUCGUGGCGUCUCGUUUACCCAGACGGAUCUCUGAGGCUCACUGUCUGACCUCCGGCUGUCUGAACCUUCAGUGGGGAGAAGAUGCAGCUCUGGAGGCCAAACCCGUCUACUACCAGGCUCUGGUCUUCUACAGAGUCCCGAGGCCGAGUCGCUCCACUAAAGCAGGAAAGAAGGUGAAGAAGAAGAAGUACGACCUGCGUCUGGGGACGGAGAUGAUCCCGGUGGGCUGCACAUGUGUGAGGCCGAGCGUCGUACCGCAGCUGUAACACGUCAACAUGGUUCCUUCAACACGCUCUGAGGGCUGCUUUUAUCCACAUCAGACUGAUAUAAGGGAUUUUAUAACUUAUCACUGAUUGAAAUCAUGAAUAUUAAUAUUAAUUUACCUCACCAUUAAUAAAGUACAGGGGGUCCUCGACUUACGUCAGAGUUCAGUUCCUACGGCAUGAUGGAAGUCGAUUUAUGCUGUAAAAAUGUAAACAAAGCCGUUCCGUGCAUCGUGAUAUCAAUCAGUUUACAUAUUAAUACAACUACAGUAACGACAAACAGUCAUUAACUCGCACUGACACACAACCAGAGUCUGGUUGAGGCAUAUGGGUUCUGGAAAGCGUCUUGAGACAAUUUGACAUGUAAUUGGUGCUAUAUAAAUAAAAUUGAAUUGAAUUGGA